Molecule: messenger RNA, 1475 nt
Organism: Mytilus trossulus (common blue mussel)
Lineage: Eukaryota; Metazoa; Mollusca; Bivalvia; Mytilida; Mytilidae
Exons: 2
Coding region: 201-1475 (424 amino acids)
Source: RefSeq, a predicted model, not a curated record
UUGUGAUGAGUUAAUUAAUGAACAUAUUAUCAAGCUUGGAUGCUUACGCAUAUAUCAAAAGUUAAAGUUUAAAUAAACGUAAAUUGAGAAAAAUAAUAUUUCUUUUUCGGCAUUGUUAAUUAAUUCAAAUUAAAAUUUGGUAAUGAAAGUAACUUCAUUUCUAUGCCAAACUUUUGCACAUUACACAUGCAAGUGAAAUUAUGUCGAAGUCCGAUUUUUUAUCAUGGGAUGACGAUUUAGACGACUUUGAACUAGCAUAUCUUCUUGGUGAUUAUACCGAUACUGAUAUUAAUGCUGAUUCUGCAUGCAAGAAGCCUAAAAAGGACAUUCAGUGUUCAGGAUAUAUGUGUCCCGAUUGCAAAAAAGUGUUAAAAACAAUCUCUGGCUUCCGUGGUCAUACAUCAAAACAACACGGAAAGAGCAAUUUGAAAGCUUUUCAACACAGAAUCCAAGAUGGUGAGGUCCUUCAAGACCAAAUUACUACUCCUCAAUCAGAUAAUAGUCAACUAUCUACAAUGACAGCAAUUACACUGGACUCGAUUUUCCAAUCUGCAUACACCAAUACUCUAAAAUGUAUUGAAGAGGACCCUAUGUACAAUAUUUUUGGCGAGUCCACAAUAGUUCAAAUUGCUAGAAGCAUUUCUGAUAGUGUUGAGGUAAAGACAUUUUUCUAUGACCUGUUCAGGGAGAUAUUCAACUCAAAUCCUAACCUAAGUUUGAAUCAUGACAGGGAGUUAUUUUUUACCAAGUUUCAUGCUUUAAGACUCAGUUCAUCAAUUGACAAAGGAUACACCGAUCACUUCAGUCAAAAUGGUUUUACAACUCUGGACAAUAAGAAUUUCAUUCAAAUAGUUAUGUUGGAAUUAAUUAACCAAUUGCUUACUCAACAAACAAUCCAAGAACAGAAAUCAUCUGAUAUAAAUCACUCAGAGCUCAGCGAGAAUGAUCAAAAUAUCUUGUACUACAUCUGUGGUUAUAUCAUUCGUGCAUGUGAAAAACGCUAUUCCAAGCUUAAAGGUGACCUUCGGUCAAUGAAGAUCAACUGCAUUGAGCAAGUUAAGUCAACAUCAACUACUAAUUCCUUUGUAAGCAAAUACAACAAAUGGACAGAGAAGAAAGACAGAGGUGGUUUGAUAAUGCCGUCAGACAACUUUUAUUUGUUGACCAGGGAAUUUGAAACAGUAGUAAGGAAGCACCUAGGAGACCAAGAACUAAAUGAUAAAUCCCUGCUACAUGAUAAAUUAAAAGAACUUAUUAUGGAAUCAUUUAUGGUGAAAUAUUAUUCUGAGCAGAUUUUUGUGGGUAUCGACUAUGACAGCUACGUUUUAAUCUUGGAGGACAUCAUUCACCUAUUUCUGACAAUCCGUGGAUUUUCUACUGCCAAAGUGAUUAGAAACAAAAUGAUAAAAGACAAAGUCACAUCAAAGAAGUCUUUGAGCCUAAGACAAGUUUUGAAGGAAAAACAUAACAAUUAA